Molecule: messenger RNA, 804 nt
Organism: Diaporthe citri
Lineage: Eukaryota; Fungi; Ascomycota; Sordariomycetes; Diaporthales; Diaporthaceae
Exons: 2
Coding region: 1-804 (267 amino acids)
Biological process (GO): mycotoxin biosynthetic process
Source: RefSeq, a predicted model, not a curated record
AUGGCAUCACACAAGUACGAGAAUGUGCAGCUCGGAGGGGGGCAUGAGCACGACCACGACGACUCCAGGUCCAGCACAGAGGUCGAGUCACUGAUCGGCGACGAGAAGUCAUGGCACGCACACCAGCACGAGCGCGAGAGGAAGUCAAAACGGUCACAGCUCUAUAGCAUCCUGAGGUCGUCACGGUGGAUGCUGGACACCACGCUGCUGCUCAUCAUCGUCGCCCUGCUGGUGCGCAACGAGAUGAAGGAGCCCAUGCAGGACCAGUGGCAGCUUCUCGGCGACAUGACGGGCGUCGGCCCACGGUUCCCGCAGAAGCUCGCCAGGUUCGAGUACGACACGUCCUACGCGCCCAUGAACACGUCCGAGUUCUUCACCAACGAGACUUUGGACAAGUGGAACAACCUGAUGCCAAAGGGCAUGGGCUUCCAAUGGGUCAACGACACGCACAAGUACCACGACCUCCCCAAGCCCAUCGACUGGUACGAGGGCAUGACCGUCUUCACCACCUCCGUCACCCACCAGAUCCACUGCCUGUUCGCCAUGGCCCAGACCUACUCGGGCCUGUCGUCGGGCCACCCCAUCCCGGACGACCACCACUGGCACAUGAUCCACUGCAUCGCCUACAUGCGCCAGGCCAUCACCUGCGCCGCCGACACCGCCCUCGAGGGCCACGCAACCACCUUCCCCGACGACAACUCGGGCAGCGACGGCUGGGACGCCACACACGUCUGCAAGGACUACGACCAGGUCCUCGAGUACCUCGAGGGCGUCAGGGCUUAUGAUGACCAGCUGAUCUACUGA